GAUAUUAAAUGCUCUCCGGAAGUUGUGAAGUUCUGGGAUGAUCGCAAAACUCAAAUUUUACAGAAAGAUCUCCAGUACUUCAAACUAAAUUACGUUCUCGACUGUAGCAAGGAAUUGAACCUACAUGCUAAUACAAUUGGAAACAAAAGACACGAAUUAAUUAAAGAAAAUCAUAAACGUAGCUUCGAAGAUUACGAAGACGAUCAAAACUCCCAAAAGCGUCGUUCAACAAAUAGUUGUGAUGAAGCGAUAGGACCUGAACGACUAUAUAAUAACCGAAGAGGAGUCCUCCACCUCGACCAUGUCCUACAUCCAGUCAUUCCAGUAGAGUCUUCCACUUCAAACGAUCUGGUAAUUGAUACAAAAGACGAAGAUGUAUUUAAUGUGAUGUUACGUGAAACAUAUCUAAAGAUACGACAGAAUAUCCACAGUUGUCUUUCACAGAGAGACCUCGCAAAUAUAGAUAAAUUGGAGGAUGGUGAGAUUUUUUUCUUCUCGUCGGAUAUUGAAGAAAUCUUGUAA
Molecule: messenger RNA, 522 nt
Organism: Funneliformis geosporum
Lineage: Eukaryota; Fungi; Glomeromycota; Glomeromycetes; Glomerales; Glomeraceae
Source: the annotation of a GenBank genome assembly